GGCACCUUAUCUACUAGUACAUACGCGCAAUUCUUGCGUAUGUGCAGAUUCGCACUCUUUAUCACUUGCGCCUAACUUGCGCCUCGUUAUUUCACUACCAUCAUGUUGCCUGCGUGUCGGCAUGCAACAGCUCAGUAUGCCCGACAGAGUCUCGCUCUGGCUAGGUAUGCCAGUACGACCACCAAGGAAAAGUUUCGAGUGCUUGUUGUUGGAGCAGGCUCUGGUGGGUUGGCCGUCGCCAACCAGAUAUACAACCGCUUUAAGGCUGCCGGAAAGCCUUUGAACGCAGGGGAUGUAGUGGUCCUUGACGCAGCAGACUAUCACUACUAUCAACCUGGCUGGACUUUGGUUGGUGCUGGUCUUCGUCCCAAAACAGACUUUAGACGACCACUCGCGUCCCUAUUCCCACCACAUAUUACGCAUAUCCCAGAGAAUGUUAAGUCAUUCUAUCCGGAAACCUCAUCAGUCACGACAACGUCGGGUCGCACAAUUUCAUAUGAUUCGCUUGUAGUGGCAGCAGGUUUGAAGACAAACUGGGAUGGCAUCGCUGGCUUGCCGCAGGCUCUCGCUGAUCCUUCUUCUGGCGUUUCAUCAAUAUACUCAUAUGAUACCUGCGACAAAGUCUGGCAUGACGUGGAUGCUCUCAGGUCUGGAAAUGCUAUUUUCACCCAACCUGCAGGUGUCAUUAAAUGUGGAGGAGCUCCACAGAAAAUCAUGUGGAUGGCCUGGGACAGAUACCAAAAAUCAGGUCGAGGAAAUAACAUCAAAAUUGACUUCAUGACUGGCACACCAUCCAUGUUUAGCGUCAAGAAGUAUUCGGAUGCCCUGAACGCCCUGCGCAUUGAGCGGGGUAUCGGAGCAGAGUUCCAACAUAACCUAAUUUCCAUUGAUGCCCCGAACAGAAAAGCGACCUUCAAGAAGGCUGACGGUUCGACUGUCGAUCGUGAUUUUACCCUCCUUCAUGUCGCCCCGCCGAUGGGACCGCUUGAUUUCAUCAAAGGCACGCCCAUUGCUGAUCCAGCGGGAUGGGUAGAAAUCGACCAGGCGACUCUCAGACAUGUGAAGCCCGAGUUUGGAAACAUAUUUGCCUUGGGUGACUGCUCCUCCCUGCCCACUAGCAAAACGGCUGCCGCUAUUACAUCUCAGGCCCCUGUCUUAACUGAAAACUUGUUUUCGGUUAUGGACACUGGCAAUGUGAGCAGUGCCAAGUACGAUGGCUAUACCAGUUGCCCGCUCUUGACGGGGUAUGGGGAAUUGAUGCUAGCGGAGUUCAAGUAUGGACUUGAGCCCAAAGAGAGCUUUGCAAAUUACCUGGGUGAUCAGACAAAACGGAGAAGAUUGUUCUACCACUUAAAAAAGGACGUUUUCCCUUGGGUAUACUGGAACCGGAUGGUUGACGGGAAAUGGUUUGGCCCCUCAGGACCAUUCCGUCCUAAGUUUGAGUGAUGAGCAAAUUUAGGAGCUGUCGGGAAUAAUUAUACCGCUUGACAUUCAGUUUCAUGAAUGAAUUGAUCAAACAUGUAUGACUCAUUGAAACCCCUUCAACGUUGCGGCUUGUGACAUUCCAUGGCCACUGUUCCGUUCAAGUAAUGUGAAAGGGGACUAUUUCCGCGGCAUUGUCAGCAUCGCCCUGAGAUACCUCAGCGAGGACCAUCUCCUAUCGGAAACAGAUGUUUCUAGCGUCCCAAGAGGAUGUGUGUACACGGGUCUGAGGACUAUCCGCCGGUUCUUCACGUUAUGUCUGACUCGAGUUCCACUUAGUCUCCCCUAGCCAGACCAUAUAGAAGGAAGACA
Messenger RNA from Suillus clintonianus, 1794 nucleotides. Its product is annotated as sulfide-quinone oxidoreductase. NCBI's taxonomy places the organism in Eukaryota, Fungi, Basidiomycota, Agaricomycetes, Boletales, Suillaceae. Gene Ontology annotation, molecular function: sulfide:quinone oxidoreductase activity; FAD binding. Gene Ontology annotation, cellular component: mitochondrion. Bases 103 to 1446 code for a protein of 447 amino acids. The transcript is spliced from 11 exons. The record is from RefSeq and is a predicted model, not a curated record.